AACUCUUAAAAUCAUUUUUUUUUUCCAUUCACAGUUCCCAAAAUGGCUCUGGUUCAAUCCACAACUCUUGCUCGCCUCAACGUCCCCUUAUCGCCGAUUCUAUCCACACUCCAUGCUCCGUCGUCUCUCUUUCUCCGGAGGGAAACUCGACCGCCGUUCUCAUCCUCCACCGCCGGGAACUUGUCCUUCUCGCCGUCGACGCAUCAGCGGAAGCUUCUGUGCCCUCCGCCUCGCGGCAAGUUCGUUAGAGAAGAUUAUCUUGUGAAGAAAUUAUCAGCUGAAGAACUCCAAGAGCUGGUGAAAGGAGAGAGGAAGGUGCCGGUCAUUGUUGAUUUUUAUGCCACGUGGUGUGGACCUUGUAUCUUGAUGGCCCAGGAACUUGAAAUGCUUGCAGUAGAGUAUGAGAGCAAUGCAAUGAUUGUGAAAGUUGAUACAGAUGAUGAGUACGAGUUUGCACGCGACAUGCAGGUUCGGGGUUUGCCUACAUUGUUAUUCAUCAGUCCUGACCCAAGCAAAGAUGCAAUCCGGACAGAAGGGCUAAUUCCAAUUCAGAUGAUGCGGGAUAUCAUCGACAACGACAUGUGAAGUCUUGUCCUGAAGAAACACUUUCUUUCUUUAGGAUUGAAAUAGUUUAUUUGACUUUUUGAGGAUGCGGUAACAACGUCAUCAUGUUUCAUAAGAAAAUGUAAACGAGAUGAAUGUAGUAAUCUAAGAAUUUAUAUGUAUCCAGUGUUAGUUUCGGUUAAACCUUUUAAGCUCGAUGACUACUUAAGAGCAUAAGUGAAGCUAAAGAUCUGAGCCGUUGAUCGGGCACAUUUAAA
Messenger RNA from Brassica rapa (field mustard), 821 nucleotides. RefSeq names its product thioredoxin-like protein CITRX, chloroplastic. Gene Ontology annotation, cellular component: thylakoid. The record is from RefSeq and is a predicted model, not a curated record. Gene Ontology annotation, molecular function: protein-disulfide reductase activity. NCBI's taxonomy places the organism in Eukaryota, Viridiplantae, Streptophyta, Magnoliopsida, Brassicales, Brassicaceae. Gene Ontology annotation, biological process: cell redox homeostasis; plastid organization.